CUUCGCAGGAGUGUGACGUACAAACGUGGAGGACUGGAACUCCUCGCGCGGUACUCUACUGGUAUACAAGACGAACGAUUCAGGGAGGGGGGAGGGACAGGGAAGCCUCAAGGAGGCUAGAGCAGAACACCAGAGAAAAGGAGCCAGUCCCUAGUCGAAUCGGAGAGGGAACGCGGUCAAGAUCACUGGUGAGGUGGUGACCCAUCGUCUCGAACCAACUGAGAGGCUGAGGCUGCUACUUCCAAUUCCUCGAUCUGGACUACCCAAACAAUUUGCCUUUCUUCGGAAUACAACGUUACUUGCUCGCAAGGAUGUAGGCUAGUAGUCUGUUGUCUUCGUCGACGCAUAUGAUCAGGAGAAUCGCUGGGAAUCCAAGCGAAGAGCCAUUUUCUAUUAGACCUCGCAUUGUUAAACUCCCUUUAUGGUGGUCUAUGCAUCGUCGCGAGACUGUUCCCUCCCAACUGGUCAUGCGUUUUGUUGUCGCGUCGCGCAACGACUGGUAGAAUAGCCAACCACUGCGCCCGAAUCCACGUAUCGAACGUUUUUUUGAAGGAGUUGAGGUUUUAUUACAAAGUAACAAAGAUAACUGGGAUGAAACCGCAACAUUUACAGUUUUCACCUCUGUGAAAGCAAUUCGACGUCCAUCUUUCUCUUAUAGCCUAUUGGUCGAAGUGCAGUGGAAGCCUAUCCUACCUCUUUUCUCCAGGUUUGUUUUCACCGUGGACAGUUCGGGACUGUAAACUAGGCUAGCUGGUCUUUUGAACCAAAACAAGUGAGUCUUGGGAUUGCCUUUUUGCUGCUGCCAAAACACUUGUCAAUUAGCCUAUUCUCCAAAGUUAAAGAUCAUUCACGACUUUGCCUUUUUAGAAGAAAAGGGAUGUUUUUUGUCGUUGAUCAAUACAUGCUCGAUUUACAAUAAACAUAGGCCUACACCUAUUUAAAUGAUUGAAAAUGUGAUGAUGUGUGGGCAGGCUACUGUUAGACAUACCUUGCUUAUCUCAUUAUUUCAGGGGAGAGCAUAGAUUAAAUGUGAAGAUUUUGAAGACGCUUGAAAUCUAGGCCUACAAGUUCGUGGUAGGUGACCUGUGUUUUUAGGCUAUUGCCCUCCCCUCCCCCCAAAGAAGUCUAGGUGAGCCUUAGUUUCUUUCAACACUUUUUUUUUUUUUUGAAACACUUUAAAAUAACAACCGCUCAUCAGGAAAUCCUACGUUACACCUAUUCCUAUUUGGAUACCCUUGAUUCUAGACACUUAGCCGAACUCAGACCUGCAAAGACGCUGAAUUUGAAGUCACCAUGGAUUCGGGCAUGGACGAUCAAACCCACAUGAUGUCUGGUGCUAUUGGACUCAGCGGCAUCUUGCGGACCGACGUGGCUGACCUGGGUUCAUCUCGGAAGCACGAGUAUCAGGGCCAGCCACAGGACAUUGGCGACAUCCUGCAGCAAAUCAUGGCCAUCACAGACGAGAGCCUCGACGAGGCACAAGCCAGGAAGCAUGCGCUGAACUGCCACAGCAUGAAGCCGGCCCUAUUCAGUGUUCUGUGUGAGAUUAAGGAAAAGACAGUUCUCAGUAUGCGCGGGGCGCAGGAGGAGGAGUCUCCGGACGCUCAGAUCAUGCGAUUGGACAACAUGCUGCUGGCGGAGGGCGUGUCCGGUCCGGAGAAGGGCGCGGCGGCCGCUGCCGCCGCUGCUCUGGCCGCCGCCGGGGAGUCAUUCAACGACAACAGCGCAGAGCACUCGGACUACCGCGACAAGCUGGCCCAGAUCAGACAGAUCUACCACUCCGAACUGGAGAAAUACGAACAGGCCUGUAACGAGUUCACCACCCACGUGAUGAACCUGCUGCGGGAGCAGUCUCGCACGCGGCCCAUCUCGCCUAAGGAGAUCGAGCGCAUGGUGGCCAUCAUCCAGCGCAAGUUCAGCUCCAUCCAGAUGCAGCUCAAACAGAGCACCUGCGAGGCCGUCAUGAUCCUCCGAUCACGCUUCCUCGAUGCCAGGAGAAAGCGCCGUAACUUCACCAAGCAGGCCAUCGAGGUCCUGAACGAGUACUUCUACUCCCACCUGGCCAACCCGUACCCCAGCGAGGAGGUCAAGGAGGAGCUGGCCAAGAAGUGCUCCAUCACCGUAUCACAGGUGUGUAACUGGUUUGGGAAUAAGAGGAUUCGCUAUAAGAAGAAUAUUGGGAAGUAUCAGGAGGAGGCCAACCUGUACGCAGUCAGGACAGCCGUGGACGCAACCAACACCUCAACGCACAGUAGCCAAGCCAGCUCGCCACACACACCAAACUCAGGUGGAUACCCAGCACCCUGUUACACACCUGAUGGGCGGUUAUGAGACCCCGCCCACUCACUCAGCCAAUUAGAAUGACAAUUUCAGCAACCGAUCUCUCACUCACUCUCUCUCUCUCUCUCACACACACACACACACACACACACACACACACACACACACACACACACACACUCUUCAUUAGGUUGUGAGUGAGGAGAUGAAGAGGAUGGAUAUCAAACAAAGUCUUUAUACUGUAUUCUCAGAGUGAUUCUGUUUCUUUUCUCUCUUUAAAAAAAUCCCUUCCUCCUCAUUUUAUAAUACAUAAUUUAAUCACAUAUUGUAGAAUAGCUCUUUGUUUCUAACACCACCUCACUGACUGGUGAACCAGGAGGCACCCGCACAAGGGCCGACCCAGGAGGAGGAGGCUUACGGAGGGAGCACUGGUGACGUGGACUCCUCAUGUUACCAUGAACACACAUUAAUAAAGAAAGAUCUAAAAAAAAAAAUGAAUGAGUGACUUAUUCAG
Alosa alosa (allis shad) is the source of this 2794-nucleotide messenger RNA. RefSeq names its product pre-B-cell leukemia transcription factor 1-like. Gene Ontology annotation, cellular component: nucleus. NCBI's taxonomy places the organism in Eukaryota, Metazoa, Chordata, Actinopteri, Clupeiformes, Clupeidae. Gene Ontology annotation, molecular function: RNA polymerase II cis-regulatory region sequence-specific DNA binding; DNA-binding transcription factor activity, RNA polymerase II-specific. Bases 1294 to 2331 code for a protein of 345 amino acids. The transcript is spliced from 8 exons. Gene Ontology annotation, biological process: neuron development; eye development; brain development. The record is from RefSeq and is a predicted model, not a curated record.